This is a messenger RNA of Poecilia latipinna (sailfin molly), 1610 nucleotides long. It is a transcript of the gene aunip, whose product is annotated as aurora kinase A and ninein interacting protein. The transcript has 4 exons. Gene Ontology annotation, cellular component: spindle pole; centrosome. The record is from RefSeq and is a predicted model, not a curated record. Gene Ontology annotation, biological process: spindle organization. Bases 159 to 1352 code for a protein of 397 amino acids. NCBI's taxonomy places the organism in Eukaryota, Metazoa, Chordata, Actinopteri, Cyprinodontiformes, Poeciliidae.
CGCAUGUUGAGUUUUAACCAAACCUUUUUUCUAAACAGGCAAACAAAACGGACAGCCCAUUGUUAAGGCGGCAGACUCAAACUGAAAUGAGUGAAAAGAAAACCUUUCCUUAAAAAACGUUUAAUUUGUUUUCAUCGUCCAGGUUGAUCAUUUUCAUCAUGAAAAACUCUAAGGCAGCACCGCAGCGCUCUGCUCAGGAAGAAUGUGGAAUUUGGUUGGACACGGUGCAGCUGAAAGAAAAGGCUAAAAAGAAACGCCUGGCCCGUCCUAUCUCUAAACUGUUGAAUCCCUUGGCGGGUGGAGGGUACAGUUUGGCUGUAGCGCUCAACUUCACUCAGACAAAAAUGGAGAUGCCAAAAACUAAACAGAGUUCCAUAUCUGCUUUUUUUGCACCUAAAUGUAGAGUUCUCCACAAGAUGUCUUCCACUGAAGCACCAAGUCUGCCCUCGUCACCGUCCACCACAACCAGACCAGCAACUGUUUCGUCUGUGAAAAAACGAGCACAUGAAAUAUGUUCUGAAAACUUGGAUUUGGAGUCUGAUGCCGGUGUGGAUUAUAAUUUGGAAAAAGAAAACGUGGCAGAGACCAACACAACUACACGGCACAAUGAAAGAACCCACUAUUCAGCUUCACUAGACGGUAAAUCUGCAGAGUGUCAACCCCCUCAGUGCAAGCGGAGGCUCCUUGAGCCCUCACUGCUGGAGGACGACAGUCAAAUCGCUCCGCAGCCAUGGAGUCAGGAUCCUCUGUUCACCUUUAGCGAGGACUCUGAGGACUUCAGCAGCUCAGAGUCGAAUUUUAUGAACAAUAUUCAGAAUUCAGAGAGCUUUGGAAAUCUAAAAGAUAUGGAGGGAAAAACAUCAACUCAGAAACCUGCUGAAAACUGUUCUCAUUUAAAAGACGGGAAAGAAAACUGCAGAUUAAUCUCCUCCAAGUCUCCAAGUAAAUACAUUUCUUUAUCUCAUCUUGGAACUCGGUCGCAUCAUAAGUGGGCAGAGGUGAAAAACACUUCGCCACAAAAACAAACCGAUCACUCGGGGAGCAGUCUCGUAAAAGAGGCGCAUUUUGACUCAUUGUGGAGAAACACAAGAGGCUCUCCUCUUAAGAAACGGCAGAAGUGCAGGGAAGCAGACGAGGACAGUUUGGCCACGUUGUUCACUCAGGACUCGGAGGGCUUCAGGGUGAUGGCACAUCGAGGCCUCCAGACCAGGAGCCCACUCAAGGAUCAGAGUAACCUGAGCCCUGGAUUGGUGAGAAGUUACAAACCUGUGGAGGAGGAGGAAGAGGAGGAUGAAGACGAUGAAAUGCUCUUCACCCAAGACUCUCAGGGAAACAUGGUGAUCAAACACUAACCAGCGCCUCUGUGUCCAAAUCUGCAAUUAUUAUUGUUUUAGUUUUCAUCAGGAUUUUUCUCCAACAAAUCUGGAUUUUUCCAUCUACUAGCAAACAUUCUUACAAGUCAAGAUCUGAGAGAUAUUUUCUUUAUUUGAAAAAUGACAAGCAUUACAUAAAGUUAUUGUAAAUUAAACGUUAGUUUCAUGUAUAUUUCUAUCUGUCUUAUGCUAGUGCUCUGUGCUUAAUUUUAUUACAAAUUAAAGUGAUGUACAAAG